AUGCCACCAAAAGAAGCUCCCAAGAAAUGGAAGGCACCAAAAGGACCAAAACCUAACCACCGUAAAAACAAAAAUAAGCUUGAAUUAGGUAGGGCGAUUAAAUAUGCACGUCAAAAGGAAAACGCAAUCGAGUAUUUACCUGAUGGUGAAAUGAGGUUCACUACAGAUAAACAUGAAGCUAACUGGGUUAAAUUAAGAUCUGUGACUCAAGAAUCUGCUCUCGAUGAAUUUCUAAGUACAGCUGCGCUAGCAGAUAAGGAUUUCACGGCUGAUAGACAUUCAAACGUCAAAAUUAUUAGAAUGGAUAGUGGAAAUGAUUCUGCAACUUCUCAAGGAUUUUCUAUGACUAAUGAGCAGCGUGGAACUCUUAAUGCGAAGCAGAGGGCGCUUGCUAAGGAUUUGAUCGUUCCAAGGAGGCCUGAAUGGGAUGAGGGUAUGUCCAAGUUUCAACUGGAUAGACAAGAAAAGGAAGCAUUUUUAGAAUGGAGAAGAAAAUUGGCGCAUUUACAAGAAAGUAACGAAGACUUGUUGUUAACGCCAUUUGAAAGAAAUAUUGAGGUUUGGAAACAAUUGUGGAGAGUAGUUGAAAGGUCAGAUUUGGUUGUUCAAAUUGUAGACGCAAGAAACCCAUUGCUGUUUAGAUCUGUCGAUCUGGAAAGAUAUGUAAAAGAGUCGGAUGAUAGAAAGGCAAAUUUACUGCUAGUCAAUAAAGCUGAUUUAUUGACCAAGAAGCAGCGUGUCGCUUGGGCGAAAUACUUUAUCUCCAAAAAUAUUUCGUUCACGUUCUACUCUGCAUUGAGAGCUAAUCAAUUGUUAGAAAAACAAAAGGAAAUGGGAGAUGAUUAUAGAGAACAAGAAUUUGAAGAAGCUGAUGAAGAGGGUUUAGAUGUUGAUGAAGAAGUUUUGGAAAAGGUUAAAAUUCUGUCCAUUGAUCAAUUAGAAGAAUUGUUUUUAUCAAAGGCUCCUAAUGAGCCCCUUUUACCACCCCUACCUGGUCAAUCUCCUCUGAUUAAUAUUGGUUUGGUUGGUUAUCCAAAUGUUGGUAAAUCUUCUACAAUUAAUUCACUCGUGGGUGCCAAAAAAGUUUCCGUUUCAUCCACACCCGGUAAAACCAAACAUUUCCAAACCAUUAAGCUGUCUGAUUCUGUUAUGCUCUGUGAUUGCCCUGGUCUUGUCUUCCCAAAUUUUGCAUAUAACAAGGGUGAGCUUGUAUGUAAUGGUGUUUUGCCUAUUGAUCAGUUACGUGAUUAUAUUGAACCAGCAGGUUUAGUAGCAGAAAGGAUACCUAAGUACUACAUUGAGGCCAUUUACGGUAUCCAUAUUCAAACCAAAUCAAGGGAUGAAGGGGGGAAUGGGAAUAUACCAACUGCACAAGAGUUGUUAGUAGCAUACGCCAGAGCACGUGGUUAUAUGACUCAAGGUUACGGUUCCGCCGAUGAACCAAGGGCAAGUCGUUAUAUAUUGAAAGAUUACGUUAAUGGGAAACUGCUGUAUGUCAAUCCUCCACCCCAUCUAGAGGAUGACACACCUUACACUAGAGAAGAGUGUGAAGAAUUCAACAAGGACCUAUAUGUCUUUGAUAGACUACCUGAUACUAGAAAGGAGCAAGUACAAAACGCUGCUAAGGCUAAAGGUAUUGAUAUAGUGGAUUUGGCUCGUGAUUUAAACCAGCUAACUUUUUCUGCUCACACAGGUGGGGAUAUGCAGAAAGAAGCCAAAUCUGUCACACACGGUGGUAAGCAGGCUGCACUAUACAAUGCUGCUGAGGACUUGGAUAGGGAUUUCUUCAAGAUGAACAACAUCGAAGGUAAAUUAAGUACACCAUUCCACAAAGUUCAAAAUAGCUCAGCUGGUAAGAGACACAACAAGAAAAAUAAAAGUAAAAAUGCGAAAAGUAAAUUUUUCAGCAUCGAAAAUAACUAG
Saccharomyces mikatae IFO 1815 is the source of this 1923-nucleotide messenger RNA. It is a transcript of the gene LSG1, whose product is annotated as ribosome biogenesis GTPase LSG1. NCBI's taxonomy places the organism in Eukaryota, Fungi, Ascomycota, Saccharomycetes, Saccharomycetales, Saccharomycetaceae. The record is from RefSeq and is a predicted model, not a curated record. The coding region runs from base 1 to 1923 and encodes 640 amino acids. Gene Ontology annotation, cellular component: cytosol. Gene Ontology annotation, biological process: ribosomal subunit export from nucleus. Gene Ontology annotation, molecular function: GTP binding; GTPase activity. The transcript has a single exon.